This is a messenger RNA of Nothobranchius furzeri (turquoise killifish), 1242 nucleotides long. It is a transcript of the gene efcab10, whose product is annotated as EF-hand calcium binding domain 10. The record is from RefSeq and is a predicted model, not a curated record. NCBI's taxonomy places the organism in Eukaryota, Metazoa, Chordata, Actinopteri, Cyprinodontiformes, Nothobranchiidae.
UGAUGGGGAAGUCAACUUUUACUGACUGCUUAAACUUUGACCGCCUUUUUUUCUCUAUGAAGGAAACUUAUGGGUUAUAGUUUUAACUCAUGGAUCUCCCAUUUAUGCUAUUAUGGGGCAUCAGUGCUUGGGAUCCCCAAAGCUUUUGCUUGGAAAUAAACUUUUUUUUAAAUUAUUAUUAAAGUAAAUUAAAACCAAAACAUUGGACUUGAAUCAAUCAGUGGGCAUGUCUACAUAUUCCCCUAAUUAGCAUCUUGGCGACUCAAGGAUCAGACAGUUGCCACAGACUAAUCAGCCUGGGAUCAUUUUCUAAAAUUAUCCACAAAAAUGAAACUUGUAGAGGGAAAAUAACCUUUUUUAGCAGACUUGAUCGAUUUUAAGAGCUAAAAAUAAAGGCUUGCCUUUAAAUUAAAAAAGUAAAAACAAAUUUCCUGGAAAAAAAUUUAACAAAUUACAAUUUCUGUCCACCAAACUCCCAAUUCAUAUGCUUGAUAAUAUACCCUCAGGGCAUAGCAGCUUGAGUGUUUUCCUUUUUAUUCCAAACCCUUUCCAUAAAUAUAGAAAUGAUCCACGUAGGCUGCCAUAGUUUGUUGUUUAAGUUUUAGCCAAAUAAACCCCUCUUUUCAAAAGUUCGAUCUCGAAAAAACCUUUCACGACGUAUGACGUUAUUAGAUAUGCACGUGCCGUCUCCAUAGCAACAUACUUAAACAGAUUUAGGAAACAUGGCGAGCCAGCGUGAGCGAGAUGCUACGGAUUAUCUAGAGAAACAUAAAAUAUUAGAGCUGGUGGAAAACCUGACGUCCAUGCUUUUAUUUCACAAGCCUGAGAAUCCCAGAGAGUUUCUUGUUGAGCAGCUGGAGCAGCUGAAGAUUUACGGAUCAGGACCAGAACUGUUCAAUAGUUCUAAUGUGACUGCUGUCCUCAGGAUACUGGACCCUAUGAAUAAACAAUAUAUAACCUUUGCACAGUACAAGCAUGCAGCUCUGACCAUGCUUGGCAUCAAAGACAUCAAUGAAUGUCCUGAAGGAGUGAAUGAAGACAGAAUAUCUCAUGAGACAUUCAGAACAGAAGUGAUGAACUCUGCCACUUAUGCUCAACUUUGAAGGGCUAUGAUAUUUUCCAAGUCGUGUUAGGCAGAUAUGGGUUUUGUUGACAUUUUUCAUUCAUAUUAUUUUUUGCUAUAAAUUUCUAAUGCAAUGUGUUUUGUUAUCGCCAGGUUAAAUAAAAAGAUGUAGCACCAUC